UAUACUUGAAAUCUUUUUGUAACAAACAAAUUAAGGAUUCGUCAAUUAAUCUCUCUCUAUCAUGCGUGCGUUGCCAUCGGAAAAUUGGCCGGCGGCGCCGGCGAUUAAAGUGAUGCAAGACCCAGAAGCAACAUCGACAUGCAAAGACAGUGAGUGCCGUCGAUGGAAACCAUACUCGAACUCGAAAGACUUUGAAAGAGAGGCAUGGCUCAUAUUCGCCAUCCUCUUCGGCCUCGUUUUCCUAGGAAUCGCGAUUCACGCCGUCGUUUGUUGUAUAAUCAGACGUCGGUGUAGUCUCCGGCGCCGGCAGCAGCAGCAGGAGGAGGAGGAGUCCGUUAAUGAUAACGGCGGCGGCGGCGGAGGAGGAGGAGGAGUGAUGAUCUCGGGUGUAGAUAUAGUGGGAGAGGUGGUGGUGUUUAAAAAUUCAGCGGCGGUGGCGGUGGUGGAUUGUGCGAUUUGUUUAUCGGAGUUUUCGGAAGAAGAAAGAGUGAUGGUUUUGGAAGGAUGUAAACAUGGAUUUCAUGUUAAUUGCAUAAAACAAUGGCUGUCUUCUCACUCUUCUUGUCCGAUUUGCAGAGCCAAAACAUUUCUUUCUUCUUCUUCCUCCCCAGGAGGAAUUCAUCUUAAAAAUAUUGUUACUAAUUGAUUUCAUUCUGUCAAUUUACAGAGUUUGCGUAAAUUUUAUUAUAUAAGGAUGAUAAUU
Molecule: messenger RNA, 703 nt
Organism: Impatiens glandulifera
Lineage: Eukaryota; Viridiplantae; Streptophyta; Magnoliopsida; Ericales; Balsaminaceae
Product: RING-H2 finger protein ATL79-like
Exons: 1
Coding region: 62-646 (194 amino acids)
Source: RefSeq, a predicted model, not a curated record